UAUUAAAUGCACAAACAGAAACCGCCAGGUCCUCACGGCACUAAAAAUACUGUGCCAUAUUAUGUCCUAUCAUGCUCUAGCACACCAUCGUUCUACCCGUGUAAUGGGAAACCUCAAACGCCCCUUUGAACAAUAGGCUAACGUCGCUCAUCAACUACAGAACAAAUCAAUCAAUCAAUCAUUAAAUCUAAAUUAUUACAUAAAUAGGCGUCAAAUGGCUUGAGAGCAGGCAGAGAGAGUUUGCCGGGGGUGAAACGCAAUUCUAUCAACUCGAUUGCGUGUAAACAUUGUCACUCAUGAUCGUAAAACUUUCAAAGUGUAUCACUUCUUCGUGUGCGUGUUAAUUAAUACUGAAUUCAAGCUCGACUCGGCUAGGCACCCGGCAGGGGAGCAGAUUACCUUCCCCCUCUCCACCCUCUCCACACCCUCUCGGAAGUUUACCUAUCGUCAGGGGCGUACCUCUGACGAGCGAAGACUUUGCGCGGCUGUCAAACAUGGCGGUUUGAGUGGCUUGCAUUUGGUUUUCAGUCCUUUUUUUAAAUAAACGGUAAAGCCAGUGAGAUCCCGCAUUUAAUUCUUACACAGCCUUUUCGCUCUAUCUUCUUUUAAACUAUCGAGAUUGAUAAGCUUACCAUAAAAUCCAUACUACAGUCAUCACUAAAAAGUACUUCAUCCAGGAUCCAAGUAACAAUUCAUUUCCCCUUUUUCUUUGAUGUGUGAAGCAUCCCGAUGCGGCAAAAAUCAUUUCAAGUCAUUUCCUCAACCUGUUCAGAAGCCCCAAUUAUGAGGUGCAACAUAUAUACACCCACCCUAAGUUAGAUGUACAAUGUACAGUUCUGUAAACGUACUAUGCAAUAUCAAAAUCAGAGAAGCUUUUUUUCUUAUCACCUAUGUGAAAAUAUACGGUGCUAGUAUAAAAAUAACAUUCAAACGAGACAGCCAUUUCACCGCAACUCACACCACACAUGAUUUUACGACGAGUUUUAAAUCCAUUUUUAUCAUUUUGUAGGAGCGCUUAAAAAGGCGAUCAACAUCUAAGUUAAAUAUUCCAGUUCUUAAGAGUAUUUUGAUUGACUAUUUUCCCACUGUGUAAAGCACAUUUUCCUCCAUUGUUUUACAGAUCGAAGUCUCGUGAUUAUGCCUUUGUAAAAGGGAAGGCAUUGAAUAAACAUUCCUCUUGAAAGUAAGAGCGUCGAUGGCAACCCUGUCACACAGCCUUUCUUAUUUGCAUCGGGUAUUUACGUUGACGAAAUGUUUACCAUUUUAGCAUUGACUUGGGCGAAAACAAAUAUUAAUCCCUCGAAAUUUCCAUCCCUCAUGGCUGCCUGCCGGAUGUAGUUUUCUAUAUAAACAGUAAAUUACCGGAGACGUUUGGUAAAUUUGGCUUGUUUUAAGUUUGAAAGAGCCGCUCUUGAUCAAUUUAAUGGCAACUGAGGAACUAUAGAAAGGGCAUUACAACGGAGAGGCUCUAGAAUUUCGCUCACUUGAACCGAAAGAAUCGAUUUAAUUCAGGUGAAUGAAUGCCGAAAUAGGUUGAUACGCAACCACUUUAAAAGUACCCUCCUGGUAAAGAUGGCUUAAACCAAUAGCCAUAAUGGUGAGAACAGCAGAAAAACAGCACAAGAAUUGAAACAACUGAUUUAAAAAUCCACCCUGAAUUAGAAAUGGCGAGUGGCAGCGAUUCUCCAUCAUCUCAACGAAGCUUAACAAUGGAGGCAUUCUCUGAUGAGGACGAAGAAGACAAACAACCUCUCCAAGACAAACAUUGCGUGUCAUAUCUGGAGGAAACUAAAGCGCCUAGCAAAACAUUUCUGCCUCAGAAAUUUCGCAAAAAAUGGAGUCGUGCAGCUUUUAUGGCUUCCAUUGCUUCAUUAUUCGUCACUGUUAUAUUCAGUGUACUCUCGUUCGUGGCUUCCAAAAGCACUGAAAGUUCAUCCAUUUUUGCCAGCGCAUUAGAUGGGAUUAUGGGGGCUUUCAACUCUCUGGCCGUGGCAUGGAGAUUUCGAGAUGCGUCCAAUGGUGAAGUUGCACCAAAGCGAGAGAAAAUCGCCGCAUUUGGAAUCGCAGUAACUUUCAUGUUGAGUGGAAGCGCAACCACUUCAAUUGCUAUUCUACAUCUUAUGGCAAAAGACUACCCUGAGAAACCCGCCGAACUUAUUGCUAUUCUAGCUUCCAGUUUCACAUGUUAUUUCUUUCUUGCUCUCGUUCAGGACUGCAUCGCCAAGAAACUCGAGAGUAUCUCAUUAAAAGCAUUCGCUAUCGAUUCAUGGCUUGCGGCAGGCAUGUCACUGGGAGUGCUGUUUUCUACGUUCAUCUACAGGCAAGUCGGAAAAAGCGUUUGGAUGUUGGAUCAUUCAGUGGCGGUAUUUAUUGGUUUUAUAUCCGUCAUAUAUGGCAUCCAUCUAAUAGUCCAAAUAGCAUUUUGCACGAAACACCCAAAACUUUGUUGAAGAGUGAGAAACCGAGUUUUUUUCCAAAGGUUACUUUUUCAGUGGCCCCCUUUUUUUCCUUAUGUGUCAAUGAAAUGUGAUGGGAAAUCGCUCCUUUUUGUGGUAAAUUGUGAUUUCGCGUAAACCUUACAUCCAGAUACCUAAUUAAAAUAACCAAUGUGAAGUAUCUUGUUCUUUUGACGAGAACAGAGGGGGUGACUGCGUUCGCAGGCCUCCGAGUUCAGCUGGUCAAUAGAAAGGACUGUUUUGUUUAUUUUCGCGCUAUCAAAUUCUUGAAUUAAAUCAACAUGCUAGUUACUCAUUCUAUAAAAUGAGAGUUGCAAAAGUAUUUCAAGGUUAAUUGUUGUGUUUACAGCAUCGUCGCUCAAAAAAAAGAAUGAAAAGUUAAAAGUACCGUAGUUUUAUUGUUGCAAUUAUGUCUUUCUUGCUUCCAUGGCUUGCUAAGGAUGCAAAUCAGGUCUUAUCAUGUAUCGUAUAUGCACAAUAAAUAACGUGUAUUUCUUUGAUCUGAGAUGUUUGUGGACAAGCGAUUCGAAAUAAAUGGUUAGAAUUGA
Pocillopora damicornis (cauliflower coral) is the source of this 3004-nucleotide messenger RNA. Its product is annotated as transmembrane protein 163a. Gene Ontology annotation, cellular component: membrane. Gene Ontology annotation, molecular function: monoatomic cation transmembrane transporter activity. Lineage: Eukaryota; Metazoa; Cnidaria; Anthozoa; Scleractinia; Pocilloporidae. Gene Ontology annotation, biological process: transmembrane transport; monoatomic cation transport. The record is from RefSeq and is a predicted model, not a curated record.